AAUUCUAGAACUGCUCAACCACGUACUUAUUUACAGAAACGAUGGAUAUACAGAUUAACUUAGAACCAGCUGAGAAACAACCUCUAAACUCCGAACAUGAAGGUGAAGGAAGCCGUGAAAACGGAAUUGACGUCCAACGUGACGUAUGGGCACGGAAGGCGGAAUAUUUACUGGCUCUUAUAGGUUUUUCCGUGGGUUUAGGCGUGGUUUGGAGGUUUCCUUACCUCUGUAUGCGGAACGGGGGAGGUGCUUUUUUGAUCCCGUUUUUCAUUUUUAUGGUAAUCUGCGGAUUUCCACUCUAUUUCCUGGAGUUGAGCCUCGGACAGUUUUCUGGGAAAAGUCCGUUGGUUGUGUGGUGUAUUUGUCCUCUGUUUCAAGGUUUGGGAUUUUGUAUGGUGACGAUCUCGUUCAUAAUUACCUGGUAUUAUGGCCUAGUGGUAGCUUGGAUCCUCUGCUACCUGUUUUACUCGUUCUACCCGACGUUGCCAUGGGCAUCGUGUGAUAAUGCUUGGAACUCCGACAGAUGUGUAGUCCUUCGUUCAGUCAGGCCUGAAAAUGCUUCCCGUUUUGCGUCAUCAAAUGAAAGCGUUUACUUGAACGUGUCGUAUGGAAUCAAUGUGUCGUAUGGAAUCAAUGCAAGCAUCAGUAACAAUACCUCAUCAUAUCCGAACCCAUCAAUGGACUUCUACCCAACCGCCGCUACGGAGUUUUGGAGAUACAGAAUUCUGGGCAUGUCCUCUGGCAUUGACGUGAUUGGUACACCACAAUGGCAUCUAGUACUGGCUUUGUUUGUCGCCACAUUAGUGAUCUUCUUGUGUGUUAUGAAGGGAGUGAGAUCAGUUGGUAAGGUAGCGUACGUGACCGCCACAUUGCCCUAUCUCCUUCUCACUGUAAUACUGAUAAGGAGCCUGACGCUGGAGGGAUCUCUAACAGGAGUCUUAUACUAUAUAAAGCCUGACUUCUCACGGCUCCUAACUGUAAAGGUAUGGUUUGAGGCAGCUCUACAGGUGUUUUAUUCACUAGGACCAGCCUAUGGAGGAGUCAUCACUAUGGCAAGUUAUAACAAGUUCCACAACAAGUGUUUAGGUGAUGCAGCUUUAUGUACCGCGAUGGAUUGUUUUAGCAACUUUUACUGUGGUUUCGUCGUAUUCAGCAUUCUAGGAUUUCUCGCUCAUGAAUCAGGAUUAUCAGUAGAGGACGUUGCGGAGGGAGGGCCGGGACUUGUGUUUCAGGUAUAUCCAGAGGCCCUAUCACGCAUGCCCUUGCCACAUUUAUGGGCCGUUCUGUUCUUCAUCAUGCUCCUCGCUGUUGGUCUUGAUAGCCAGUUUGCACAAUUGGAGACAAUCCUCGGAGGCCUGCGUGAUAUGUACCCAUCUACGUUUGGGAAGAGGAAAAACCUUCUGCUGAUGGUCAUGUUCUGUGUAUUUCUCUUGAUAAGCUUGAUAUUUGCAACACCGGGAGGAAUCUUUGUAUUUGCUCUCGUUGACUGGUAUUCAGGUGUUUACUGCAUUUUCCUGACUUCCUGUUUUGAAUGUAUUGUUGUCGCCUGGAUAUACGGUGCAGAACGAUUUAGCCGAGACGUAGAAAUGAUGACUGGUAGAAGAGUGCCUACAGCCAUUCGUCUUUCAUUGUGUAUAGUCACGCCAAUAGCUACCUUUGCUGCCUUCCUUGGAAGUGUGUUAUCACUGGACACUCCGAGGUAUAGCGAGUAUGUCUUCCCCCGGUAUACCGAGGUGAUCGGAGUAUUUAUAGCUCUACUCGCGGUGGUGCCAAUCCCCAUCAUAGCCCUUAAAGGGAUUCUGCAGGCCAAAGGACCCGUUACAAAGAGAUUUUCGGAUUUGUCACGUCCAAAUGUCGAAUGGAAACCGAGUGACAAGGCCGCCCAAUUGGUGUACAAAAAGUAUGAUCGUACAGACGGACUGUGGUCAACGUUCAAGACAAAUAUAGUCGAACGCAUUUCUGGAAGGAAUCGUCCUAUAGUUGCUCGCUUCAUUUAUAACGCAGAUCGACAAGCAGUGUUGGAAAGAGGCUACCUCCUUCGUGGAAAACAGUUUGGUAUAAGUGAGCAGUUUCCGGCAACGGAUGAAGAGCGUCGCAAGCCUCUUUACCCUGUAAUGAAAAGAUACAGAUCCAAAGGUUGCAGUGUAAAACUAGUUCGUAAUAAGAUGUACGUUAACGGCAGGUUGUUUGAUGGUUCUACGGAGGAAUUAGACAAAGAACUUGGUUUUCCAGAAAGACAUCAGACAGAAUCUAGACUUAACCGUGGUUCUUACAGAGAUGCUGUACAGGCUCCCCUCAUUGACUUUACUACACCGAGUAACAGCAGAAACCCUAAACGGCAACGUAUUUCGUCGUCUCCAAUGGAAGACACGUCUGGGUCACAUAAUGUGCGAGAGCUAAUCGCAAGUCUGAUUCGUCUAUGGCUGGCCCUUCUCCAGCGUUCGUACCGGAACAAUCACUUCGUGUUUAUUCACCACACGCAUCAGUUGUGA
Messenger RNA from Mizuhopecten yessoensis (Yesso scallop), 2492 nucleotides. Its product is annotated as sodium- and chloride-dependent betaine transporter-like. The record is from RefSeq and is a predicted model, not a curated record. Gene Ontology annotation, biological process: sodium ion transmembrane transport. The transcript has 15 exons. The coding region runs from base 42 to 2492 and encodes 816 amino acids. NCBI's taxonomy places the organism in Eukaryota, Metazoa, Mollusca, Bivalvia, Pectinida, Pectinidae. Gene Ontology annotation, cellular component: membrane.